AUGCUUGGGAACUAUAUUGGCAUUUUUGCCAUUUUGGCACUGUUGGUGUUCUCUCACCAGAAUCUAAUAUCGUUUAAUGACAAGUUUUCUAACCACCGAGUUGCUAUCAUUGGUGCUGGCCCUGGAGGUACAUCAGCAGCAUACUACUUGCAAAAGUACACCAAUUAUAACUAUAACAUCACAAUAUUCGAAAAAAGUAGUCGGAUUGGUGGUAGGACUAUCACAAUUGAUCUAUAUGGCAACAGUUCGCUUCCAUUCGAAGCUGGUGCAAGCAUCUUCGUGAGUGCCAACAAGAUCUUGAACAAAGCAGCCCAAGACUUCAACUUGAAGAUAAAAAAGUACCGAUCCUCCAUCAAACACGACUCACAAUUGUCUCAGGUGGGAUUGUACAAUGGAACUUCCAUAUAUCUAGAAAUUAACGAUUCCUGGACUACAUACGUUAAGUUACUCUGGAGAUAUGGGUUGGCCCCGGUACAAGUAGCCAGGCUUUCCAAGAAGUUUCUCUCGUCUUUCUUGACGUAUUUCUACGAAAGAAACUUUCCAUUUGUCACUUUGAACUCCAUCACCAGAAUCUCUGGCUUGUACGCUGGAAUUCCAACCACUGCUGAUAAGUACUUUGAUGAGCAAGGUAUCAAACAGUCAUACUACAAGGAAAUCAUACAAUCGUUCACCAGAGUCAAUUAUGCACAGAACAUUGACCAAAUACAUGCUGUAGGUGCACUUGUUUCUUUGGCAACUGACAAUCCUCUGCAAAUCGAAGGAGGAAACUGGCAGAUAUUCACUGGUAUGGCCAAUGCCUCAAAGGCUUUGGUAAACCUCAAUACAGAAGUAUCGACAAUUGAAAAGCUCCCCAAUGGGACAUGGUACGUGGGCUACAAUGGAACGCUGGACACAUUCGAUACGGUCAUAAUCGCUUCUCCGUUGAAAUUGGCCAAUAUUGACCUCGAGUACAGUGUCCCAGACGUCAAGUUUGUAGAUCUUCAUGUGACCAUUUUCACGUCAAACGAAACUCUCCUGCCAGAGUAUUUCGGACAAGAUGCGGACUCAAAGAUUCCAGGGACCAUCCUUACCACCGUUAAUCUGUCAUCUACCCCGCCUUUGGAGUUUUUCUCUGUCUCUAUUCACGACUACUUGGAAGACACACAAGAAUAUGUACUUAAAGUGUUCUCUCCAAAGCUUUUCACAAACGAAGAUAUAGCACUCUUGUUUUCCUCAAGUGCCUCGAUUAGUUGGGUUCAUAGAAAAGAGUUUUACUCUUAUCCUUAUUUGGAGCCAGUGCUCUCAUUUGCUGAUUUCGAGCUUGACAAUGGCCUCUGGUACCUCAACACCAUGGAGUCCUUCAUUAGCACAAUGGAAACAUCUGCACUUGCAGGAGCCAACGUUGCAGGCUUGAUCUCAGAAGGACGCAACACUUCGGAAAUCUCUAUUCCUUGA
Messenger RNA from Sungouiella intermedia, 1434 nucleotides. The record is from the annotation of a GenBank genome assembly. Lineage: Eukaryota; Fungi; Ascomycota; Pichiomycetes; Serinales; Metschnikowiaceae.